Solea solea (common sole) is the source of this 2971-nucleotide messenger RNA. It is a transcript of the gene tmem60, whose product is annotated as transmembrane protein 60. Bases 199 to 603 code for a protein of 134 amino acids. NCBI's taxonomy places the organism in Eukaryota, Metazoa, Chordata, Actinopteri, Pleuronectiformes, Soleidae. The transcript has 2 exons. The record is from RefSeq and is a predicted model, not a curated record.
GUCUUCCAGCUACACCAGCUAAAGGCUACAGUCCUGUCUGUUUUCAUCGUUUGUUUUAAGGUCUCAACGUUGUUGUUUUUGGUGAAGUGUUUGUCUUUCAAGCUACCGCUUAGCGUAAACAGGUUGACUCUCCUGGUGAACGUGUCUUCAGUCUCUCUUGGUUGUGGAUGACACUGGCUCUGUGCCAGUCCUUUGUAGAUGAAGAUGUCCCUGGCCCAGCGAGUGCUCCUCUCAUGGAUCUUUGCCCUGAUCUUCCUAAUCAUGCUGGUCCUCAAGCUGGACUCCAAGAUCCAUUGGAGCUGGUUCCUGAUCUUCCUCCCUGUCUGGACCUUUGACACAGUCCUCAUCCUCAUGCUUAUUGUGAAGAUGGCGGGACGCUGCAAGCCAGACUUUGACCCCAGAGAUGGUGAGCAUAGCCUGAAGAGGAGGCUGUGGUAUAUGAUGGCCCUGCUGCUGAAGCUGGCCUUCUGUCUGACUCUGUGCUCCUACCUGGAGAGGCUCACUGAUACCUGGGUCAGUGUGGUGUGUGUCCCUCUGUGGCUGCUGCUGGUUGGGGCUCUGGUGGAGCUGGGACAUAGUGUUUUCCACUACAGGAGGGACUGAACCAGAGGACUUGAUUUUGAACUCUAAUUUUUAUACACUCCGGCUUCUGUUGCUAUGGAACCACCGAUCUACUCUACUGGAUUGGCAUCAGAGCUGACAUGGACCUUAUAAAAAAAUGUGUAUCAGCCAGAUAUGACUGAUCUACAUUAAACGCCUCACUAGCUAUGUUUAAAUAUGCAAAAUGUCUUCAUUCAGAAAAGAAAGAUUAGAAUUUACAAUUCCAUCAUUUACAUGGAUGCAAAAUUAAAUGGAUCAGAUAGUGGUGUGCGUGCACAUGCAUCAAGCGUUGAGUAAGAAUGGACUAUUUGGACAUGCGCAGUGUUGACUAAUUCUCCAGAAAUAGAAGCAGAAGCUUCACUUCCCCUUCUGUAGUAAACUCAAGCUGCACGUCAUUGUCCACUAUCCGUCGCAUUUUCUUCCUCUUCCGUGUCUGUGACUUUCACGUCUGUCCAUUCUUCUUCUUUUUGAAUGAAAAUACAGCUGUAAGAUGGCACCAAACCAGGAAGUCAUGAUCAGAUGUACUGUUUAUGACAGAUCUGAAUGAUGAUCGUUCAGAAUGAAAUUUGUUUCUGAAUGGCCUGUGUCGGAUCAGAGUUUUCAGAUUGGCAUGUUUACUUGACAUUUUUAUUCCCAUCAGGCUUUUAUUCUGAUUACUUGUGUCUAUGUAAACAUAGCUUGUGUCAGUAUCAUAGUGAAAUUCACUUGUUUCUCAGCUUUAAAGGGAUAGUGCUGUUUUUUAUAAAGUACAGUCGGUGUGUUACAUAGAGUAGACAACAUUCAGCACACUGCAAGUUUGGAGAGGGAGAUGGGAGAACUGUAGCACGAUUUACACACUGUUUUUAUGUGACGAAGGACAGCACAGAAAACUUAGUUUUAGUCCCAACUGAAAAACUGGGAUAAUAUCUUAACCUCUUACUUUUUAUUGAGAAUAUUUUCAGAGCUUUAAUGUGCUCUCAGACUGCCCUUUAACACAAUUCUCAACAUAUUCCUGCUCCCUUAACCACACAAUGCUAUAAUUUUAAAUGGCUGCCUGACAGCUUGCUAAAUCACUGAAAGUAUUCCAAAUAUAUAGUGUACAGUAAGAAUUUUAUUAAAUUUUUCAGUCUUUUAGUGGACUACAACAGGCUUCUCUGCGGUCGGCAUUCACAUCAAAAUGACACAUGGUGCUCUGUCCGUCCAUACAGACAGCACACUCAACACUGUCUACAGCAGAGUUUCUCAAUCAUGCAUGUUUUAGAUGUUUACCUGCUCCAACAUACCUUAAUUAAAUGGUCAGUUCAUCAGCAAGCACUGCAGAAACCUGAUAACGACCCAUCUAUUUGAAUCAGGUGUGAAACUUCUGAAACGUGUAGUGCAGUGGGCCCCCAGGACCAAGAUUGAGAGACUGUAGUCUACAGUAUGUAUCACAGUGGCACUGCAUAACUACCUGACACACCCCCACUUUAAAAAAUGCGAACUGUCCCUAAGCUAUUUUAUUUAAAGCAGUUUGUCAACUCAGGCCUUAUCCACACAGAAACAGAUCUUUCCCUAUUUUCGUUCUUUAAAAUUUUUUGUAAACAACAAGAAAUCCCUUCAUUUAUAAGAAACCCCUCAAACUGACUAACCGCUGUAGUUUCUAUGCUAGGCCUGUAUGUGGUGCUGUAACAUUGUCACAGAAAUACACCAAAAGCGGAGGAGACAAUGUGCAGCUUAAUCCGCCGUUGUUAUCUGACAUCUAUCGGGGUUGGGGGGUUGAGGGCUAGAGAGGUGGUGCUGUGACAUCAGUCUUCCCAUUGUUGCAUUUCUUACUCUAGCCUUUCAGGACUCCCAAAACACUGGUUCUGUGUGGAUAAGAAGCGUUUUGCGUGUACGGGCCCCUCAUUAGACCCCUGUGUGUUGUUCACACUGUGGCGCACAGGUGUUCAAUAGCACUACAUUAUUCUGGCAUUCACAUGCCUGCCUUCUGGUGUUCCCUGAGGCAACAGUAGAAACAGAACUGGUGAAGUGCACACACAACACUGAAACAAGCACCACGUUACUGACAUGAAACGUGAAAUACACUAGCAUGCACUGUGUGCCAUUGAGCCAUGUUUUUUUGAAUCACUGUUGCUAAGUAUGUCACCACAAGCGUUUCUGUAAAGCAGUUAGAAAUCUCACAACUUCUGCAAUUUGAAUGUAAAUGGAGAACUUUCCUCCUUCAAACCUAAUUUGCACUGUUCAGACAUUUCCUCAUAAGAAAACUGUACAUUCUUGUCCGUGCAUAAUGUAUACAAUUCAGCUAGAUGAAACUCUUUGAUGUCAACUGCACCUCUUCCUUUGUUAUUUGAAAAUUACAUUCAACACUUUUUGCCCAAAAAGUGACUCAAUAAAUGCAUCAUAUUUUGCUGUA